This is a messenger RNA of Paramisgurnus dabryanus, 2453 nucleotides long. The record is from RefSeq and is a predicted model, not a curated record. NCBI's taxonomy places the organism in Eukaryota, Metazoa, Chordata, Actinopteri, Cypriniformes, Cobitidae.
AGCGCGUGUGAUUUGAUUUGUUUGUGUAUCCUCGUUGUUUUUCUCUCUUGAGUGUUUUAUUGAGAGUAAACAGAGUCUUGUCUAUGUGUAUUUUAGUGUUGGUGAUGAGAUGGAUGUGAUGUGCUGUAAAUCAGUAGGAACUGAUCUGUCCAUGCUGGAUAUUGAUGAUUUUAUCACAGAAAUCUCUCAGCUGAAGAAAGAGGUGGCGUUACUGGAGAUAAAGCUGAGGUUAAGAGGAGAUGAAGGACUGAAUAGAGAGGAUGGGGUUUGUUGUGAAUCUUCAGAGUAUGUGACUGUUUGGAGCUCCAGUGAAUGUCUGGAUUCAGUGUGGAUGAGCAGAGAUCAGAGCCGCACACCACAGUCACUGCUGGAUAAACUCUCUGAAGAGACAUCCAGACACACACAGGACUCAGUUCUCAGUCUGUCUUUACUCUCUUAUACUGAGUCAAAGCUCACAGACGCUCAGGACACUACAGUGUGUGACAGUAAACAGAGCUUACAGGAGGAUCAAACCUCCACAGAGUCUCUGGAUUCUGUCUGUAACGCUGGAGAACAGCAGCAGAUCCUGCAGACCAAACUCAAGAUGUGUUCAGUUAAACCGAUGGACAGUGGGAACCUAAUGAUGAAGAUGAGAAGAGAAACUACAGCAGAUGAAGAUCACACUGAGGAAGAUGAUGACAAUCAUAAUGAUUUUAUUCCUUCAGAUAAGAUCAGUGAUUCGUGUUUUGAUGGAGAAAUAACGUCUUUAUCGUCAAAAGAGCGACAGACGGCACAAACUCUUUCCUGCAUCACCGAUGGAGAGACAUUGAGCUCACAGAGACAUUUAGAUAGAAAUGCAGAACAAAAACUCUCGACCUCCACCAGAUCUGAGAUCAGCUCUACUACCUUACAAAAGUAUGAACGUCAUCAUUCAAAAGUGCACAGAGAGAAGAAGUGUGGGAAGGAUCUUUUAGCAUCAACGUCUCAUAUUAAUGCUCAUGUGAGGUCACACAGUGCUGAAAAGUCUUUUUACUGCACUGAAUGUGGCAAAUAUUUCAGCACCAAAAAAUCUCUUAAAGUUCAUCAGAGAGUUCAUACAGGAGAGAAACCAUACGAGUGUCCUUACUGUGAGAAGAGAUGCAGCCAAAAACGUAAUCUGAAGACACAUAUGCUUAUACACACCAAUGAAAGACCGUAUCAGUGCAGUGAAUGUGGAAAAACCUUUAAGGAUUCAGGUUCAUUAAAAUCACACCAGAAUAUUCACUCUGAGGAGAAACGCUAUCCGUGUUCACACUGUGAUAAAGGUUUCGGUCAAAAAUUGACUCUGAUUAUCCAUGAGAGAAUUCACACUGGAGAAAAACCUUACGUCUGCUCUCACUGUGGAAAGAGCUUCUCUCGUCCAAGUAGUUUUAAAGCUCAUCAGAGAAUUCAUACAGGAGAGAAACCUUACGUCUGCUCUCACUGUGGAAAGAGCUUCUCUCAUUCAAGUAGUUUUAAAGCUCAUCAGAGAAUUCAUACAGGAGAGAAACCUUACGUCUGUUCUCACUGUGGUAAGAGCUUCACUAAUCUAAGUAGUUUAAAAUUUCAUCAGAGAGUUCACACUGGAGAGAAACCUCAUCACUGUACUGUUUGUGGAAAGAGUUUUAGUCAUCAUCAAAGUUUAGUGAAACACCUGAGAACUCAUACAGGUGAAAAACCGUUACAAAUGUUCUCAGUGUGAGAUGCCAGAUUCCUUAAAAGCCCAUUUGAGAGUUCAUACGUGAGAGAAACCUUACGGGCCCUAUCAUACAUCCAGCUCAAUGUGCGACACAAGUGUCUUUCGCUAGUUUCAACCUGGCGAAAUUAUAAUUUUCACGUUUAGCUAGCACCAAGUUGUUUAAAUAGCAAAUGCAUCUGCGCCCAAUUUUGCACCCAUGGGCGUUCUGGUCUGAAAACGAGGUGUUUUCAGGUGCAUUCUUGGUGCGGUGCUAUUGUGAGGCAACUAAAAUAGACUACACCAUUAACCAACUAAAACCUGGUUUAAAGUCAAUGACGGAAUAUUGUUUUUGUUAUUUAAUGAGCGCGUUAGUAAUACAGGACGACAGUGCACGUUUGCUUAUCACACACAUGGAUGCACAGCAGAACACAACCCUUUUAUAAUAUGAAAAAUUAAAGGAUUAAAAUGUAAAAGAUUAUUAUAGAGUCUCUUGGACUUAAAUGAGGACCGAUUAUGAGACGUUAGAAGAUGUAAAGAGCUGCUUGACCUGUAGCUUGGAAAGAAAUUGUUUUGCUUUAAACAAAUGCUUCUGUUUUUAAAUGCUACCUUAUGAAUUAAUUGUAUAUGAUGACUUUGUACCUGUGGAUAUGGUGAGAUGAGAAACAUUUUUAGGUAAUGCUUUAAAAAAAAACAUGGCGCUGUCCGAGUGCUGAAACUGUUCUCUGCACAUUUGUAAAUUCUUUAACCUCUGUUUGUUACAAAUAAAGUAUUUUUAGAG